Messenger RNA from Anopheles nili, 3011 nucleotides. RefSeq names its product probable cytochrome P450 28d1. Lineage: Eukaryota; Metazoa; Arthropoda; Insecta; Diptera; Culicidae. The record is from RefSeq and is a predicted model, not a curated record. The coding region runs from base 53 to 1555 and encodes 500 amino acids. Gene Ontology annotation, molecular function: oxidoreductase activity, acting on paired donors, with incorporation or reduction of molecular oxygen; monooxygenase activity; heme binding. The transcript has 4 exons.
AACGCGAUAACAUCAACCGACACCUGACGCAAAGUAACGAUCGUCUGGCAUCAUGUUCGUUACCAUCAGCCUGCUGGUGGCAGUGCUCACGUUUGUGUACGUCUACCUCGGAUGGUACGGUGACUACUGGACGAAACGGGGUGUGCCGGGACCUGCCCCGCGUCUACUGUUCGGCAACUUCCCCAGCUUCAUCCUGCGUAAUCGACCGUUCAUUGAGGACUUUAAAGCAAUCUACGACAAGUAUCGCCCUCAAGCCAAUCUGGUGGGAGUCUUUAACGGUCGCCAGCCGGCGAUUAUGGUAAUGAAACCGGAGCUCAUCAAGGAUGUGCUGAUCAAGAACUUCAAGCAGUUCCAGGACAACGAGUUCGCCGACUCGAUCAACAAGGAAAACGACCCAAUCUUUGGCCGCAAUCCAUUCAUGUUGAAAGGCGAGGAGUGGAAGGAAAAACGCGCCGAGGUGACGCCGGCCUUCACUACGUCCCGGAUGAAGGCACUGUUUCCGUUCGUGGAGGAUGUAUCGCAGCGCAUGAAGCAGUAUAUAUCGCAGAACUCCAACGCGGGACCACUAGAAACACGUGAGCUCUGCGCAAAGUACACGACCGAUGUCGUGUCGAGUUGUAUUUUCGCGGCGGACGCACAAUCGUUCACCAAGGAAAAGGCCGAAAUACGCGAGAUGGGCCGGAAGCUGCUGGAACCUAACUUCAAAGUCGUGAUCAUGUUCAUGCUGAUCGGGUUGGUGCCCGCUCUCAAAAAGUUCAUUCCAAUCGCGUUCGUGCCGAAACCGAUCGAAGAGUUCUUUACCAGUCUCAUGGAGAACGCGGUGGCAAUCCGGGAGCAGAACAAAGUAAAACGUGUCGACUACCUGGAUCAUCUGAUCAGCCUGAGAGACAAGAAACAUCUAACGUCGCUCGAUAUGGCCGCACACGGUGUAACCUUCUUCAUCGACGGCUUCGAAACGUCCAGCCUAGCAAUGUGUUACGCGCUGUACGAGCUGGCACGACAUCCGGUACAUCAGAAGACGCUGAGGGAUGAACUGAUGGGCGCAUGUAACGAGGACGGUUCGAUCAAUUACGAUGCUCUGCUUGAGCUAUCCUUCCUCGAUCAGGUGCUCUAUGAAUCCUUGCGACUAUGGCCACCGGCAGCAUUCCUCUCCAAGGUUUGCACCGUACCGACGGAAUUGGAAGUGACAAACGGCAAGACAGUACUGGUCGAGCGCGGCAUUCCGGUGAUGAUCCCUGUCUGGGACGCACACCACGAUCCGGAAAAUUUCGAAGAACCAGAGCUGUUCAAUCCGGACCGCUUCGCCCCAGAAGUCGGUGGUACUAAACAGUACCGAGACAAGGGAUGCUUCUUGCCAUUUGGCGAAGGACCACGCCAGUGCCUUGGCAUGCGGUUCGCGCUAAUGCAGGUUAAACGCGGUAUUUUCGAAGUUAUCACCAAGUACGAAAUCUCGCUUAACUCCAAGACCAUGCAACCGCUCCAGCUGGAUCCAAAGGCAUUCAUCAUUUGUCCACUAGGGGGUAUCUGGCUAGACUAUAAACCAAUCCACACGUAAGAUAAAUGGGAGUAGUGUAAGAUCAAUACGAACCCAGUUUGUCACACUUUUGCAGGGUUAUCUAUAAAAAGGAACCGUGAAAAAUGUAAUCUGGAAUUGAUUUUUUUCUUAUCGAUAUGCUAUUAGUAUCACGCGAGAUUAAAAUGAACAAAAAUCAUAUCUACUUAUCAUCGCUUAGCAACCAAAUUGAGAUUCAUUUCGUUUUGUUCAUUGUGAAAUGUGCAUGGGUUUGAUUUGUAAUGAACGUUACUAUCAAAAUGAGGUAACAAUUUAGAGGCCACAAUUAAAAAAAAGCUUUACGUUCAAGUAAACACACAUCCUCACCGUAUUAGUGUAUCCCUGGUGUUCAAAAAUAUACUUGUUAGAACAUCGUUCCAAAUUUUUGAAUAACGAUAUUUUUACCGAGGGUUCUGACGCAACCAGUUUACGCAUUAUGCAAACUUCAGGUAACAAUGGUAAAGACGGUAAUUGCGUGUGGUUGAUGAUCGUACUUGUCGCGAGAAAAGCUUAUAUAUAUUAUAUUUUUAAAAAAUAUAAUAGGAUUUAAAUGUCUAAAAUAGAACAUCAGGCAUGGUAUGAACUUACUUGUCAGGUAUACCCAAUGCAGUCAGUGAGGGACUUUCCCUUCAGCUUACUGUUUGAUCAGCAACCACAGCUAUGGUGUCGCAUUAAUUGAACUCAAUUGAGCUGCUUGUGAUGAUGUUGCAAUUUUCUGCCGUAAUUUAGAUAUAGUUACGAGAGCCGAAGAGUAUACGUUUCUUUUUAGUUUUUCUGCAUUGCAAACAUUUCCUCAAACAAGGAGGAUCGAGCAAGGAUUUAGCUUUAAAAAAGGCUGUUUGUUUCAUUUUACGCCGUUCUUAGUGUAUAUCAUCUAUGAGCCCUCAAAUUAAAGAAUACUACCGAAAGGUAUUAUAGUUUAAUCGAUCAUCGGUAUUCAAAUAAACUUUCUAGAAUAAUUAAGUCUGGUGGAAUUCGCAUCAAAUGGCGAUUGUUUGCUGUAAAACAAAAAAACUUCCCAAUCGGUUGAAUGCCUAUUAGACACGUUUGCUUUCGAUCAUGCCAGCUUGGGCUGAUGAUAACUACGCUAAAUCUACACGAAAAAUCCACAAACUAGCAUACAAUUAAAUCCACCAACUGGUGCAAGAAGAGAACCAUACUCAAUGAUCGAAUAUUAGAAAAGAAAUCGAAUACACGCAUGACUUAAACAAACACUGCAGAGAACGAAGGGUGCGUUGAUAAUUCGCUGAUUUUAAGUUCGGUCCAGCAGCUGCUGUUCCGCAGCGUCGCUUGUGGCGAGAAUCGCUCAUAUGAAUAUGACCUUGGAUCGAAAGCAUAUCAGAGACGAUGGGACGCGUUGGGAGACGAUGGACUCUCGCGAUAAGGGUGAAUGUCAAUGGGAAAAAUACCAUCUAAAAAUGAGGUAAUUUAUCACCUUUACCAUGUGGCGCGCUUUAUU